UACCCCCUCUCCUUCUCUCUAGCUCGUCUUCCUCCUCGCUGGAGCGCCUCCACCACAGGUCCCUUCGAUUCUCUCGCUCCCGACCGUUUCUCCUCCCAUCACCAAACGAACGGAUUCCGCCCUUUAGAUCCCCGUUUCAUAAUCUUCCCCAAUUCGUAACUGAGGCAAAAAUCAAGGGAGUGAUUUGGUGUUUCUUGGCCUUUCUGUUUGAUCAUGCUGGAUGAUUAUUCGUGGCAAAGGGGAAUGUUGCUUCUUUGGGGAGGCAUUGUGGCAAUAGGCAGCUAACUUGAUAAAUCAAACAAUUCAGGGCUACGUUGUUGUGGCGUAGUUACAUCUGACGAAGAGGUUACUUUUCCUUUGAUUCGGUGUUAUCAGCAAUCCAUAUACGGGAGAAACAACAACCAAGAAUAAAGUGAUCAUGGAGCACGUGAUUGGAGGGAAGUUUAAGCUUGGGAGAAAGAUUGGGAGUGGGUCAUUUGGGGAGCUAUACCUUGGUAUUAAUAUACAGAACGGAGAGGAAGUGGGAAUUAAGUUGGAACCUGUGAAAUCAAAACAUCCGCAGCUGCACUAUGAAUCAAAAGUUUAUAUGUUGAUGCAGGGUGGAAAUGGCAUCCCACAUCUUAAGUGGUAUGGCGUCGAGGGGGAGUACAAUGUUAUGGUGAUCGACCUUCUUGGCCCAAGCUUGGAAGACUUGUUUAACUCUUGCAACAGGAAAUUUACUAUGAAAACAGUCCUUAUGCUUGCUGAUCAACUAAUAACCCGAGUGGAAUACAUGCAUUCCAAGGGAUUUCUUCACCGUGACAUCAAGCCAGACAACUUCCUUAUGGGCUUAGGACGGAAAGCUAAUCAGGUAUAUAUAAUUGACUAUGGGCUUGCUAAGAAAUACAAGGAUCUCCAGACUCAUAAACACAUCCCCUACAGGGAAAAUAAAAAUCUGACGGGAACUGCACGCUAUGCUAGUGUGAAUACUCACCUUGGAAUAGAACAAAGCAGGAGAGAUGAUCUGGAGUCUGUUGGCUAUCUCCUACUGUAUUUUUUGAGAGGAAGUCUCCCGUGGCAGGGUCUUAAAGCUGGCACUAAGAAACAAAAGUAUGACAGAAUCAGUGAAAAGAAAAUGCUUACCGCAGCAGAGGUUCUGUGCAAAUCUUAUCCGUCGGAGUUCAUCUCAUAUUUCCACUAUUGCCGCUCCCUGCGAUUUGAAGACAGACCGGAUUACUCUUAUUUGAAGAAACUCUUUCGGGAUGUAUUUAUUCGUGAAGGAUAUCAAUUUGACUAUGUAUUUGACUGGACUGCACUCAAGUAUCCUCAUAUGAGCUCCAAUAACAAGCUUGUUCGGCAACCGAGUGGAAGAAUGGCUGGAGUUGGGCCAUCUGUGGAAAGGACAGACAGAUCUUCAGUAGGACAAGAUAUCCGGGACAGAUUUACUGGUGCUGUUGAGGCUUUCGCGAGAAGAAACUCAGGUAAUGGUCGCCAUGGAGACCAUUCAAGGCACAAGAGCCUCGCAGAGUCCUUCAUGUCGUCUAGAGAAGCUGUUGCUGAUUCGGAGAAAACGCACAUCUUGUCCCGGACAGGGAGCUCGUCGAAGAUGACCAUCACCCCGUCCAGCCGGCCGACUUCUUCGGGGGACUUGACCAGCCGGUUGGUCUCGGGCAGUGGCAGCAGCAACCACCCGUCGUCGUCCACCGUCCAGAGGCUCCACCACUCCGGCGGAGGCAGCACCGCUGAGAACGGCUCGUCGUCGCCCACCGCCCGGAACGCGCAAGGGGGGAGAGCCGGUGGCCGGCGGGACAGCCACGCGGCGCUCCGGAGCUUCGAGCGCCUCGCCAUCAGCGCCGAGAGGAGGAAGUGAUCGCGCUGCCGGUCGAUUUAAUGAUAUCAUGCCAAAGCCUUCGCGCGCCUAACAGAUUGCAUCUGUUAUAUGAUCGUGUAUUCCUUCCUACUCAGUAUGUACUAAUUCUUUGCCGCGGCGAAUUUGCCUUUGGUUCAGUUGGCUUUUGCACUUCUUGUGGGCAGAGGCCUCCCAAGUGCGGAACGCCUGCUCCUACUGACAGCAUCUCAGGUCAAUGAGAGCGUCGCGGUUAAAGGUACUUACUGGGUUUUGACUAGUUAGGAAAACAUCUCCAUUAGUACAUAAUGUAAUUCAUGUAACACAAAAUUGAUCUCAUUAGAUGUAUAUUCAGAAAUACCUAUACUUAUAAUUUCUUAUUAUUAUUGUGUAUCGUUACAUUUUAGUAAUUGUUGGCCAACGCUCUAUA
Messenger RNA from Brachypodium distachyon (stiff brome), 2255 nucleotides. Its product is annotated as casein kinase 1. Bases 419 to 1849 code for a protein of 476 amino acids. Gene Ontology annotation, biological process: peptidyl-serine phosphorylation; signal transduction; endocytosis. Lineage: Eukaryota; Viridiplantae; Streptophyta; Magnoliopsida; Poales; Poaceae. Gene Ontology annotation, molecular function: protein serine/threonine kinase activity; ATP binding. The record is from RefSeq and is a predicted model, not a curated record. The transcript is spliced from 15 exons. Gene Ontology annotation, cellular component: cytoplasm; nucleus.